Messenger RNA from Eutrema salsugineum, 1341 nucleotides. RefSeq lists its product as uncharacterized. The record is from RefSeq and is a predicted model, not a curated record. Bases 58 to 1044 code for a protein of 328 amino acids. Gene Ontology annotation, cellular component: cortical microtubule. The transcript is spliced from 6 exons. Gene Ontology annotation, biological process: cortical microtubule organization. Lineage: Eukaryota; Viridiplantae; Streptophyta; Magnoliopsida; Brassicales; Brassicaceae.
CAACGAAAUCAAUCUCUAAAAGUGAUUCGUACCCAGUUUAAGGAAGAGGUUUCGAGAAUGGAGAAUGUUGUGGCUCGAGAUGGAGAUGAAGAACUCUCUCUAUUCCUGGAGUUGCGAAGGCGCGAGAAGGUUCAAGGCGUUUCUUCUCUUCCAGAACCUGGACCAAACAGUAUUGACAAGAGUACCACAAAGAGUUUAGUGUCAACAACAACGAGAUGUGUUCAGCUGCGUAGGAGCGCGGUUGAGAAGUUCUUGGACUCCGAGAACAACAAAUCAGAUUAUGAGUGGUUGCUUGCGGCUCCAGAUACACUAGUUGAGAAAGAAGCGCAGGAGAACUCCAUGGUUAAACUCAAGCAGCCUAAAGCUAGGUCCACUGCUCUAAAACCACGGGUCGAAAACAUCCCACAAGAACCUGUGACAUGGAGCGUCAAGGCUUCCAAGCAAUUCCCAAGACGAAAUUCUUCAAGUGCUAUUAGCAAAAUAGCCAAAACCAUUGCAGAACCAAAACCAAACAGUAAGCCGUCAAGACAAGCCACACCAACUUCACGAACCACAUUGUCUUCCACAAAACAAACCAACUCUGCUCGGAAUUCAAAUCUAGAUAGUAGAACCUCUUCAAUCAAAUCCAAUCCACGAGCACCUGCCUCUACCCGUUCUUCCUCGGUGGGAAAGUCAGUUCCUAGUGCUAAGCCUACAUCGUUAACAAUCCGUGAAAUACCGGCUAGACCUGUCUCAACCUCAAGAGCCAGAGCCUACAGUUCUGGUGACAGAUCAAUGGGACGGUCCAAGAUUAGCAAUGAUGUGAAUCCUGUUUUGCUGGGGACUCAAAUGGUGGAAAGAGUUGUGAACAUGAGGAAACUGCCACCUCCAAAACAUGACGGUAACAUGAGCUCAGGAGGCUUCGGGAGAAAUCUCUCUAGGUCGUCUCUCGACAUGGCUUUGAGACACAUGAACAUAAGGCGUCGCAUUUCGAGGAAUCUGCGGGUAACAACAAGUGCUCCAACAAAUGCUAUGGACAAGAACGAGCCAUUGCCAUCCUCUUGAUACCAUAAUUAAGGAGCGUUGGCUCUUUAUGGGCGACUCGGUUUCAUAAGAGCCAAACGGUUAUACCACUAUUACUUGAAUGAGAUGGAUACUUUUCGGCUUAAGCUCUUUGUUCCCUAAGCCUCGUGUUCCUCACAUAGCCUCUCAAGAGCAAACCCAGCAGAUUUUUACUGGAUGGCCCGGCCAAUUCCUUUUUCAUACUGAAUCCUAAGGCAAUGGGAUAUUAAAUAGAAUGUUGUUUUUGCUUCUACGUAUUCCGGAUACUGAACAUAAUAAUUAGACUAUUGAUUAAAUCUU